Rattus rattus (black rat) is the source of this 6194-nucleotide messenger RNA. RefSeq names its product frizzled class receptor 8 (gene Fzd8). The record is from RefSeq and is a predicted model, not a curated record. Lineage: Eukaryota; Metazoa; Chordata; Mammalia; Rodentia; Muridae. Gene Ontology annotation, biological process: non-canonical Wnt signaling pathway; canonical Wnt signaling pathway. Gene Ontology annotation, molecular function: Wnt receptor activity; Wnt-protein binding. Gene Ontology annotation, cellular component: plasma membrane.
UCGGAAAGGGGUCCCAAGCAGUCGUGGCCAAACCUGGUCAUCUAGCCCCAAUAGAAGUCUCACUACUAUCUCACCAAGUCGCCAAGUCUGAAAAGCCCUCGUUAUGAGACUACCAAGAGGAAAUCUCUCCCUGAAAUCCCCUAGCUCUGGAUCUGGACCAGCCUUGCAGCCCUAGCUGUGCUUCCAAGACCAUCUAGACCCCGCAGAUAUUGUCUGUGGAGCAAGAGACUGAUUCAGAGAGCCCUGGAAGGUGAUCCCAGAGAUCUCUCCUGGGAGAGAUCCCAGGAGCAGACUCGGAGAAAUGCGACCAAGACCUCUGAAGCGCUGACCUCUUUGGGGACAAUCUGAGUAAAUGCUCAAUCCGUGUGGUCAACCCCAUGGUGACCAAAAACAAACUCUCCAUCCGCCCAAAGCUAGGAAAGCAGUCCCAAAAACUACGGACUUCCUUAAGGAAGGCAGAGCCUUGAGAACGCAGAUACUCCGCCCCGUUGCUCAGGGAUUGGUGAAGCAAAAGAGGGAGGAGACCAAAUGCAGGCUGUAUAAAUAUUCAUGAGCCGGCCUGGAGGCGCUAGCUGACUAAAGCCGGGAAGUUAGGCGAAGGGCGCAGCUCCCGUGGAGGAGGAGGAGGCUGGGACUACGGCGCUCAGGUGUCCCCUCUGUCUUUUGCUCUGGAUUUGUUUGUCGGUCUAGCAAGAAAGCACGUCCUGCACCCUGCCCGACUGUGGCCAGAACGCGGCUCGGACUUUUGGUGGCUGCAGAUGCAAGAGGACCGACGCAGGAGUGAGAAGGCGGCGGCCUGAGCAGCCGAGGGCCCGGAACUCUGGCAGUGGCGGCGCGGCCUGGAACGGACAUGAACCCUCGGGGCCCGAAGAGGGGCCGCUAGGUCUGACCCGAGAGUCUAGAGGCCAGACACAGCCAUCUUGCCUGAAGCCAGAAAGGAAACUUGAGGCGCCCUCUGCGCCUUCGCCGCUGGGAGCCACACGAAGUGUCUGAGCUUGCAGGAGGACCUACACGAGCUCAGGAGAAUGAUCCCGGGGGCCACCGCUCCGCUCCGAGAGGGCUGAGUGCGACUCAGAGGGCGCAGGACAGGACCCUGUGGAAUUGUGGCGCGUCUGCGGUCACCCCAGGAGAGGCGUGGGGGAGGGCCGGACGAGUCCUGCCUAGGCUUCCGACCCUGCUGCCACAGACGCUGCCUGAAAAGGAGAUAAAUUGUUGGCAGCUUCUCCUCUCGGCAGAGAAAAGCCGGACAAGCCCUUCUGGUCGCCUGCACUCCCUUUUCUCAGGUUCCUCACCGUAGAGCCCUUCUGCGCGCCGCCCGGAGGAGGAGGACUUGGGGUCCCGGCGCUCAGCAUGGAGUGGGGUUACCUGUUGGAAGUGACCUCGCUACUAGCCGCCUUGGCGGUGCUACAGCGCUCGAGCGGCGCUGCCGCGGCUUCGGCCAAGGAGCUGGCGUGCCAAGAGAUCACAGUGCCGCUGUGCAAGGGCAUCGGUUACAACUACACCUACAUGCCCAACCAGUUCAACCACGACACGCAAGAUGAGGCGGGCCUAGAGGUACACCAGUUCUGGCCGCUGGUGGAGAUCCAGUGCUCCCCGGACCUCAAGUUCUUUCUGUGUAGCAUGUACACGCCCAUCUGCCUGGAGGACUACAAGAAACCUCUGCCGCCUUGCCGCUCGGUGUGUGAACGCGCCAAGGCCGGCUGCGCGCCGCUCAUGCGCCAGUACGGCUUUGCCUGGCCUGACCGCAUGCGCUGCGAUCGGCUGCCGGAGCAGGGCAACCCCGACACUCUGUGCAUGGACUACAACCGCACCGACCUCACCACGGCCGCGCCCAGCCCACCGCGCCGCCUGCCGCCGCCGCCGCCUGGCGAGCAGCCGCCCUCCGGCAGCGGCCACAGCCGCCCGCCAGGGGCCAGGCCCCCACAUCGUGGCGGCAGAGGGGGCAGCGGGGACACGGCGGCUGCGCCCCCUCUCGCGGCGGGAAGCGAGGCCCCUGGCGGCGGCGCCGCUCCCUGCGAGCCCGGGUGCCAGUGCCGCGCGCCUAUGGUGAGUGUGUCCAGCGAACGCCACCCGCUCUACAACCGCGUCAAGACCGGCCAGAUCGCCAACUGUGCGCUGCCCUGCCACAACCCCUUCUUUAGCCAGGAUGAGCGCGCCUUCACAGUCUUCUGGAUCGGCCUGUGGUCGGUGCUCUGCUUCGUCUCCACCUUCGCCACUGUCUCUACCUUCCUCAUCGAUAUGGAGCGCUUUAAGUACCCGGAACGGCCCAUCAUAUUCCUCUCUGCCUGCUACCUCUUCGUGUCUGUCGGGUACCUGGUGCGCCUGGUGGCUGGACACGAGAAAGUGGCCUGCAGCGGCGGCGCGCCGGGUGCAGGAGGAGCUGGGGGUGCGGGCGGCGCGGCGACCGCUGGCGCGGGGGCGGCGGGAGCGGGGGCGAGCAGCCCGGGCGCGCGCGGCGAGUACGAGGAGCUGGGUGCAGUGGAGCAGCACGUGCGCUAUGAGACCACUGGCCCGGCGCUGUGCACGGUAGUCUUCCUCCUUGUCUACUUUUUUGGCAUGGCUAGCUCCAUCUGGUGGGUAAUCCUGUCUCUCACGUGGUUCUUGGCGGCUGGUAUGAAAUGGGGCAACGAGGCCAUAGCAGGCUACUCGCAGUACUUCCACCUUGCCGCGUGGCUCGUGCCCAGCGUCAAGUCCAUAGCGGUGCUGGCGCUCACCGUGGACGGCGACCCGGUGGCGGGCAUCUGCUACGUGGGCAACCAGAGCCUUGACAACCUACGCGGCUUUGUACUGGCGCCACUGGUCAUCUACCUCUUCAUUGGGACUAUGUUUCUGUUAGCUGGCUUCGUGUCGCUGUUCCGAAUCCGCUCAGUCAUCAAGCAACAGGGAGGCCCAACCAAGACUCACAAGCUAGAAAAGCUCAUGAUCCGCUUGGGCCUCUUCACCGUGCUCUACACGGUGCCCGCCGCCGUCGUUGUCGCCUGCCUUUUCUAUGAGCAGCACAACCGACCGCGCUGGGAGGCCACGCACAACUGCCCAUGCCUUCGCGACCUGCAGCCAGACCAGGCUCGCAGGCCCGACUACGCGGUCUUCAUGCUCAAGUACUUCAUGUGCCUAGUGGUGGGCAUCACAUCAGGCGUGUGGGUCUGGUCCGGCAAGACUCUGGAGUCCUGGCGUGCGUUGUGCACUCGCUGCUGCUGGGCCAGCAAGGGCGCUGCAGUAGGCGCGGGCGCCGGAGGCAGCGGCCCUGGGGGCGGUGGCCCCGGGCCCGGUGGGGGUGGGGGGCACGGCGGAGGCGGGGGAUCCCUCUACAGCGACGUCAGCACCGGCUUGACGUGGCGGUCUGGCACGGCCAGCUCUGUAUCUUACCCUAAGCAAAUGCCAUUGUCCCAAGUCUGAACCCUGAACGGAAGCCCAGAAGGGGCGGAGAGGGGUGGGGGAUGGAGAACCCGAGGGCGGCGAAGGGACCCCAGAUCGGCCGGGGUUCCCACCCCUUCACCGUGUUGACUGCUAUUAGCAUGAUAAUGAACUCUUAAUGGUAUCCAUUAGCCACAGGGACUUAAAUGACUCCCUUAGAACAAAGUACCUGGCAUUGAAGCCUCCCAGACCUAGCCCCUCCCCUCCGAUGCUCCGGAGCGCCUACCCUAGACAAUGGUUUCAGUGGGCUAGCAUAGUUGGAACCCUCCUGGAUACCCUGGAUGAGUCUUGAGGUAAUACCACUACAGACUUCACCCAAGGGACUGCUUCACCCUCGACUUCCUCAGCAUAAAUUCAACCUUUCAUACAUCCUAGAGGAGGGACAACUGCUACCUUGUGGGACUGCACGGUUUGGGUAUUCUUAAUGACCAGGCAGAUGCCUUAAAUAAACAAUAAAUGUCUUAAUUAUACACCCCAAGUAAAUACGGGUUUCUUACAUUAAAGGAUGUAUUUAUAUAAUUAUUUGUUAAGUUGUAAAAAAAGGUGUAAAUUAUGUAUAUAUCCAAAGAUAUACAAUGUGUACAUUAUUUGUAAAAAGUUUAGAGGCUACCCUGUAAGAACAAAUAUAAGUAUUCUAUUUUGUCAAUAAAAUGACUUUUGAUAAAUGAUUUAAGUACUACCCUGUCCCCCACCUCUUUUGAACUGUUCCCCAUAUGCUUGCUAAGGACAUGUGAGGAAAUGGACAUUUUCUGGCUUGCCAUUUUGUACUGACUUUAGGCAUGGAGACAAUUACCUGUUAACCUCUAAUCCUUGAACUGUUAGCAAAGUAAAUAUCAUUGUUGAAUUGAAAUCAAAAUCGCGUUUUUGCACUUUCCCCCAAAAAUGGUGGUUUUUAUGGUCUCUCCUUGCUGGCCUGUGUAGCUCUCUUCAUGAUGUGUGUGGGUAGACAAUUUGCAAAGGUAGCCAUUCCACUUGGCCUGUUUAUUUGCUGGUUAUAAUGCCACUUACACUGAAACAGCAGCCCUAUGUGAGUAUCUUCAGUCUGUGACUUUGAAAGCCCUGGCCUUUUACGGACCUGACCACACUCAGAAAUGUGGAGGUUAGUAUUUGAGGCCACAGGUCACCUCUAUACUGUAAGUCACUUGACAAUAUGGUGUAGUAAAGCAGGUGCUGCCUAACAGAUUGAACGAAUGGGUUAACUUCUUAAUAGCAUUCCCUGCUUGUGUAUUCCAAGUGUGCUGCUUUUCCUGGAGAAAAAAAAAAGCUAUUGUUCCUCUGUCAAGACUAAGCUAAUUUAUUUGAACAGAAGGCUGUUGAAUCAGCAGAAGAAUGUGCUGGCAAUUGUUGAACUUUUUACCUGUCUGCCCAGUGCCUCUGCACAUCAUUCCUUUAAGAGGAGCUAAAUGAAUAGGGUUAAUCUGUAGGGAACUUAGUCUUUUGAGUUUGGAAAACUUUGAUCUUUUCUCCUCUGUGAAUGAGCUGUAUAGUCUGAAGUUUCUUUCCCUGCUGCCUGGCUCCUCUUGGUGCGGACCAAUUGGCCACCGUGGAGCCUUAACGCUCUUCCAUUAAAGGGAUGUGGGACUUUUACUUUAAAAAGGAGAGGCAGAGAGGGAGAGGAAGACUUGUAACAGUUAGUGAAGACCUGAGGCGCAAGUACGCUCAGCCUUUUCAACAGCUUUCCAGGGCUUUGUUAGCCAGCCUGCAGGCAGCUAGGCCUGGGCUGUACAUUAUAGAAAAGGCUCUGAAUGCCCCACAGGUGGUCUCUGCACAUAAUCCCCCAAUUUAAAGCAGUUUCCUUUGCUGGACAAUUGCAUUACAAAACUCCCUUCUUUUACACUCCUAAUUGAAGCAAUGAACUAUUAUAAACUACAAGUUUUUCUUUAAAAAAAAAAUCCUCAGUGCCUAAAUUCUAUUGACUAAAUGCUGGCAAAUUUUCUAAACUGGACCUUUUAAACCACUUGUGGAGAACGCUUCUUCUGCAGAUAUUUUUCAGAUAUUUUUAUUCCUUAGGCUUUUUAAUUUCUGGAAGAUUAGCAAUAAUUUAAAAGUAAUUGGUAAGAUUGUAUGUUCACACUGAAAAGAUAGCCCCAGGUCCCUUAUUAACCUGUCAAUCAAAAUAAGAAACUGGCAGCUACCCUGCUAAUAACUGGAGUCCAGCAUUGUGGAUGGGGAGGGACCCUGGGUACCCUUCUUAGAUGUUUGUUUCUCUUUGGUUUUCCUUUAGUGACUAAAUUCUGAAUUAAUAAGAUGAAAGCUACUUAUUUUACAGAAAUUCAUGAAGAGGCAUUUUUAAAAAAAUUUUUCUAUUCCCUUUCAGAGUCACAGUUCGUGUUAACUGAAAUUUUAAAAUUAGAUAUAUACUGUGAAUACAUACUAUAGUUGUCAUGCCAAUUUUACCUUCAAAAAUCGGGCAUCUUGCCAGCAGUUUUAUUUGUUAAAUAAUUACUGGUUUGUGACCUAGGUACAUGCGUGCACUCCCACCUAACCCACACUUACAAGUGGGAUGCUGAGUGUGUAUAAACUGGCCAUGAACUCUGUGUAUUCAGUAAUAAGGUCAAAGUUAGGGGCAAGGCUUUAUCACAUGUGUGGAAAAGAGCUAAAAGUUGCUGGUUUACGACAUUCUCGGUAGCAAUUUUUAACCAUGAUAACUUUGGGGAGUUGUUAUUUUGAGUCUUUUACCUCAUUAGUAUUCCAUGCAUUCUUGUAAAAUGUCAUAUUUGAUAACUUUUACAAGAUGGCUGUAAUGGUGUGCAGCUAAGCAAACUUAUAAAUAAAAAAAA